AGAAUGUUAAGUGACACUUUAACUGCUCACUGUGGUGGGGAAGGGGGCAGAGGUAGGUGAGCGCUCUCCCAGCUCACAGCAGCCGGACCAGCCCUGAAGGCAGUGGCGGCAGCCCAGGCCCAGCAAUCCGAACAAAUCUCCGCAGACCGGCUGUUGGGGGAAAAAAGUGUUAGCCGCCUCUCCCGGAUCUGUGAGGGGGAAAAAAUUUGGAACCAUAAGUUGAAAACUUUUUUCUCUCAGUUUGGAAGAAGGCUUUCGUCAUGAAUGGGACCAGCGGAGCUCGGGAGCGAGUUCGAGAGGGCCGCGAAAGGAGGGGAGAUUUCUCGCCUGCCGCUCGCGCUGGGGCUCGAUGUGAAUAUAUAUUAUGUCUGCCUGUUCUCCCCUCGUCGGUGGCUAAGGUCAGCCGCUUGGAACAGACCCGGGAGGAGGGGGGCAGACAGGGGAAAGGGAGGGGGGGGGGUCCGGCGUGUCACGUGACCCCCAGGGGUGCCAAUGUCCGGUCGUGAGGGUAUCAGGCCCUUGCAAGUUGCCACCCACUGCCCGGGCCUCGCCCAGCGAUGCAGAAAGCCACCUACUACGACAACACGGCAGCCGCGCUCUUCGGAGGCUACUCCUCGUACCCCGGCAGCAAUGGCUUCGGCUACGACGGGCCUCCCCAGCCCCCCUUUCAGGCCACCACGCACCUGGAGGGUGACUACCAGCGCUCGGCGUGCUCCCUGCAGUCCCUGGGCAACGCCGCCCCGCAUGCCAAGAGCAAGGAGCUCAACGGCGGAGGCAGCUGCAUGAGGCCCGGCCUGGCCCCCGAACCCCUGCCCGCCCCGCCGGGCUCACCCCCAGCCAGCGCCGCACCUACCAGUACCACUAGCAACAGCAAUAAUGGGGGCGGGCCCAACAAAAGUGGACCCCCCAAGUGCGGUCCCGGCUCCAACUCCACCCUCACCAAACAGAUAUUCCCCUGGAUGAAAGAGUCGAGGCAGACGUCCAAGCUGAAAAACAGCUCCCCGGGCACAGAGGGCUGCGGCGGCGGUGGCGGCGGAGGCGGCGGCGGCGGCGGCGGCGGCGGCGGGGGAGGAGGGGACAAGAGCCCCCCGGGCUCGGCGGCGUCCAAGCGGGCGCGGACGGCGUACACGAGCGCGCAGCUGGUGGAGCUGGAGAAGGAGUUCCACUUCAACCGCUACCUGUGCCGGCCGCGCCGCGUCGAGAUGGCCAACCUGCUGAACCUGAGCGAGCGCCAGAUCAAGAUCUGGUUCCAGAACCGGCGCAUGAAGUACAAGAAGGACCAGAAGGCCAAAGGGUUGACUUCAUCCUCCGGGGGUCCCUCUCCGGCCGGCAGCCCCCCGCAACCCAUGCAAUCCACCGCCGGCUUCAUGAACGCCUUGCACUCCAUGACCCCCGCCUACGACAGCCCGUCCCCGCCCGCCUUCGGCAAAGCCCACCACCAGAAUGCCUACGCACUGCCCUCCAACUACCAGCCCCCUCCUCUCAAGGGCUGCGGCGCCCCCCCGCAGAAGUACACCCCGACCCCGACCCCGGCGGCGCCGCCCGACUACGACCCCCACGUCCUGCAAGCCAACGGGGGCGCCUACGUGGGCACGCCCGCCAUGCAGGGCAGCCCCGUGUACGUGGGCGGGGGCGGCUACGCGGAGCCUCCGCUGCCGCCCCCUGCCGGGCCCUCCCUCUACGGCCUCAACCACCUGACCCAUCACCCCGCGGGCAACCUGGACUACAACGGGGUGCCGCCGCCGCCUAUGGCUCCCGGCCAGCAUCAUGGACCCUGCGACCCCCACCCCACCUACACAGACCUCUCCUCUCACCACGCGCCGCAGCCUCAGGGUCGAAUCCAAGAAGCGCCCAAACUGACACACCUGUGAUGCUGAGCUGGAGGAAGGGGAGGCGCU
Jaculus jaculus (lesser Egyptian jerboa) is the source of this 1898-nucleotide messenger RNA. RefSeq names its product homeobox B3 (gene Hoxb3). The record is from RefSeq and is a predicted model, not a curated record. Gene Ontology annotation, molecular function: DNA-binding transcription factor activity, RNA polymerase II-specific; RNA polymerase II cis-regulatory region sequence-specific DNA binding. Gene Ontology annotation, cellular component: nucleus. Gene Ontology annotation, biological process: regulation of transcription by RNA polymerase II. Lineage: Eukaryota; Metazoa; Chordata; Mammalia; Rodentia; Dipodidae.